AUGUUCUUCCUUCAAGCUGCUAUUGCUCUCUUUUCUGUCGGCUUCGUCGCCGCGGCUCCAGCUGUUGAAAAGCGUGCGGCUAUUACUGACGUUGAUAUACUCAACUAUGCCCUGACGCUGGAGCAUCUCGAAGAUACCUUCUACCGUCAAGGCCUCGCCAACUUCACGCAGGAUGACUUCGCCAAAGCUGGCUACGAUGCCACCUUCUAUGGCAAUGUCCAGAAGCUUUCUAUAGACGAGGGUACUCACGUCUCCUUCCUAACCUCCGCUUUGAAGGCUGCCGGCGCUACUCCUGUCAGCGCGUGCUCGUACAGCUUUGGCGUGACCGAUGUAGCCAGCUUCCUAGCUACGGCAUCCAUUCUCGAGGGUGUUGGUGUCUCUGCUUAUCUUGGUGCGGCUGCUGAUAUUAUGAGCAAGACCUAUCUCACUGCAGCGGGUUCUAUUCUAACUGUUGAGGCCCGUCACUCCUCCUACCUACGUGCUAAUCUCAAGGAAGCCCCAUUUCCCCAACCAUUUGACGCCCCCUUGACCUUGGACGAGGUAUACUCGUUAGCCUCUGGGUUUAUCAAGUCCUGCCCUUCGAGCAAUCCGAGCCUGCCCAUAAAAUCCUUCCCUAAACUACAACUCGCUCCUGCGACUGCCGUACCCGUCGCCCCCGGCACAACGGUUACACUUCUUACUCCAGGCUACACCCUGAAGGCCGAUAAAGGCGCCCAAAUCUACGCUGCCUUUAUUGCUGUCACUGGUCCAACCUUUGUUCCCGCCAGACAUGUCAAUGGCGGCUUCUCUGUGACUCUUCCCAAAGGGUUCGCUGGCCAAACCUAUGUUGUCUUGACUACUUGUAAUGAGAGCGUCUCUGAUGACACCAUUGCUGCUGGUCCUGCUAUUCUGGAGGCCGAGCUAGCGAAGGUUUAUAACCUGAUUGUCGUCAGCGGCAUUGACAUUAACUCAGUCGUGUCCCAUGUCAACCCGUUUUUCAGCUAA
Trichoderma aggressivum f. europaeum is the source of this 984-nucleotide messenger RNA. RefSeq lists its product as uncharacterized. The transcript is spliced from 5 exons. NCBI's taxonomy places the organism in Eukaryota, Fungi, Ascomycota, Sordariomycetes, Hypocreales, Hypocreaceae. The coding region runs from base 1 to 984 and encodes 327 amino acids. The record is from RefSeq and is a predicted model, not a curated record.